AUGCUCCUGUAUCGAGGGGCCCCCGCUGGCCCUGGCGCGCCGGGCAGCGGGCUGGCUCGGCCAGGCGGCGGCCCACAGGCCUUUGGGAUCCGCCUGAGCACGAUGAGCCCCCGCUACCUCCAGAGCAACUCCAGCAGCCACACGCGACCCUUCAGUGCCAUCGCGGAGCUGCUAGAUAAUGCUGUAGAUCCAGAUGUAUCUGCCAGGACGGUCUUUAUAGAUGUUGAGGAGGUCAAGAAUAAAUCUUGUUUGACCUUUACUGAUGACGGAUGUGGAAUGACACCUCAUAAACUACACCGAAUGCUCAGCUUUGGCUUUACAGAUAAAGUAAUAAAGAAGAGCCAGUGUCCCAUCGGGGUCUUUGGUAAUGGUUUCAAGUCAGGCUCCAUGCGGCUAGGAAAGGAUGCUCUCGUCUUCACCAAGAAUGGGGGUACUCUCACUGUUGGACUCCUGUCACAGACCUAUCUGGAAUGUGUCCAGGCCCAGGCAGUUAUUGUACCAAUUGUUCCAUUCAACCAGCAAAACAAAAAAAUGAUUAUUACUGAGGAUUCCUUGCCCAGCCUAGAAGCCAUCUUGAACUAUUCAAUUUUCAACAGUGAAAAUGACCUGCUUUCCCAGUUUGAUGCCAUCCCAGGCAAAAAAGGCACUCGUGUUCUUAUUUGGAACAUCCGCAGAAAUAAAGAUGGAAAGUCUGAGUUGGACUUUGAUACAGAUCAAUAUGACAUCCUGGUAUCAGACUUUGGCACAGAAGAAAAAGAGACUGGUGGUGUUACCUGUGAGCUGCCAGAAACAGAGUAUUCUUUACGGGCAUUUUGUGGCAUUCUGUAUAUGAAGCCACGAAUGAAAAUUUUUCUACGUCAAAAGAAGGUGACCACCCAGAUGAUUGCCAAGAGCCUGGCCAAUGUAGGAUAUGAUUUAUAUAAACCUACCUUCACAAAUAAGCAGGUGAAAAUAACUUUUGGGUUCUCUUGCAAGAAUAAUAACCAGUUUGGAAUGAUGAUGUAUCAUAACAACCGACUCAUAAAGUCUUUUGAGAAGGUGGGAUGCCAGGUGAAGCCAACUCAUGGAGAAGGUGUGGGAGUAAUUGGAGUCAUCGAGUGCAAUUUCUUAAAACCCGCCUACAACAAACAAGACUUUGAGUACACCAAAGAGUACCGGUUGACAAUAAAUGCCCUUGCCCAGAAGCUCAAUGCUUAUUGGAAGGAAAAGACAUCCCAAGAGAAUUUUGAGACCUCAGCCAUCACCAGGCCAAUACCGAAAAUUCCUGACCAGACAUGGGUACAGUGUGAUGAGUGUCUUAAAUGGAGGAAGCUUCCUGGCAAGGUUGAUCCGUCUACAUUACCUGCAAGAUGGUUUUGUUACUAUAAUUCCCAUCCAAAGUACAGGAGAUGCUCUGUUCCAGAGGAACAAGAACUCAUCGAUGAAGACCUGUACUUGAACAAAGCUAAAAAACAGGAUCAAGUGGUUGAGAAGAAGAAGCUGCCAGUAGACAGUGAGAACCACCAGGUAUUUGCCAAUCCACUGAAGAUCCCUGCUAGUCGAGAUAUGGAUGACUUGAACAAUAAGACAAUUGGAUAUGAAGGAAUGGAUAGUCCUAGCCGGCCUCCAUCUGUUGGAGAAGAAAGCAGGACACCUUCUCUUCAGCUUAAGCCUCUGGAUUCCAGUGUUUUUCAGUUUUCCAGUAAGUACAAAUGGAUCCUGGGAGAGGAGCCGGUGGAGAAACGAAGAAGGCUCCAGAAUGAGAUGACAACACCUCCUCUAGAUUAUUCCAUGCCUGGCCCUUAUAGGAGGGUGGAGGCAGCUGUCUCCUACCCAGAAGGGGAGAACAGCCAUGAUAAAUCCAGUUCGGAGAGAAGCACACCACCAUACCUUUCUCCAGAAUACCCAGAUGCAAACAAGAAUACCAGUCAGAGUAGGGAGGUGUCAGUCCUGUAUUCAGGGGCCCAAGACCAACACCAGGGGUCCCUGCUCCCUGAAGAAUUAGAAGAUCAGAUGCCAAGAUUGGUAGCAGAAGAAUCUAACAGAGGCAGCACAAAUGUAAACAAAGAGGAAGUAAACAAGGGACCUUUUGUAGCUGUUGUCGGUGUUGCAAAAGGUGUUAGAGAUUCAGGAGCUCCCAUUCAACUGAUCCCUUUCAACAGAGAGGAGCUGGCUGAGAGGAGAAAAGCAGUGGAAUCCUGGAGCCCCGUGCCUUACCCCUCCGUGGCCUCUGGUCCCACCCCUGCCACAGCCGCUGGGGAGAAGGGCCGAGGUUCUGAGGAGGGCGGAGGUCGCAAUUCGCCAAAGAUGAAGAACCAAAGAGAGCUGGAAGAACUGAAAAGAACCACAGAAAAACUGGAACGUGUUUUGGCUGAGCGGAACUUGUUCCAGCAAAAGGUGGAGGAGCUGGAACAGGAGAGGAAUCACUGGCAUUCUGAAUUCAAGAAAGUCCAGAGUGAAUUGGUGACCUACACCACCCAGGAGACGGAAGGCUUGUAUUGGAGCAAGAAACACAUGGGCUAUCGCCAAGCUGAAUUCCAAAUUCUGAAAGCUGAGCUGGAGAGAACCAAGGAAGAAAAGCAGGAACUUAAAGAGAAACUGAAGGAGACAGAGAUGCACCUGGAAGUGCUGCAGAAGGCUCAGGUCUCCUACCGGACCCCAGAGGGAGAUGACCUAGAAAGGGCUUUGGCAAAGCUUACGCGGCUGCGUAUCCACGUCAGCUAUCUCCUUACUUCUGUCCUCCCUCACUUGGAGCUUCGUGAGAUCGGGUUUGACUCAGAGCAAGUGGAUGGGAUCCUGUAUACGGUGCUGGAGGCAAAUCACAUACUGGAUUGAGCACCGGACUAUACACUCUAUAUACCCUUCUGUACCCUACCCUACUCUACCCUACUCUACUCUACCCUACCCUACUCUACUCUUCUCUUGUCUUCUCUUUUC
This is a messenger RNA of Enhydra lutris kenyoni (northern sea otter), 2916 nucleotides long. Its product is annotated as MORC family CW-type zinc finger 4. Gene Ontology annotation, cellular component: nucleus; nucleoplasm. The transcript has 17 exons. The record is from RefSeq and is a predicted model, not a curated record. The coding region runs from base 1 to 2814 and encodes 937 amino acids. Gene Ontology annotation, molecular function: ATP hydrolysis activity; zinc ion binding. Lineage: Eukaryota; Metazoa; Chordata; Mammalia; Carnivora; Mustelidae.